This is a messenger RNA of Castor canadensis (American beaver), 727 nucleotides long. NCBI's taxonomy places the organism in Eukaryota, Metazoa, Chordata, Mammalia, Rodentia, Castoridae. The record is from RefSeq and is a predicted model, not a curated record.
CUCUCAACUGGCGAGUUCUAGAUCUCUCAUUUUGGCGUCAUAUACGUGAGCGGGUGAUGCCUGCCUGACUGGUUCCAACCCUCCCUCAUCGUUCUUUGGAUGUCAAGUUUUCUGGGUCUUUCUAAACGGAUCCUGUCAGUGUCCUAAAUGGGCUUUGAAAGGGGAAAACGAACUCCCACGGAGGACGGGCUUGGGCUCCUGCGCAUGCGCAGACCCGAGCGAGGCCGCGGCGUCACCCGAGCGUGGGGGGCGCGCACGCGCACGGCGCGCUGGUGCGGCCGUACCGGGAGGUGCCUGUAGCAUGUCAGCCCCGUUUGAGGAGCGCAGUGGGGUGGUUCCGUGCGCGACGCCGUGGGGCCAGUGGUACCAAACCUUGGAGGAGGUGUUCAUUGAAGUUCAAGUGCCGCCGGGCACCCGCGCCCAGGAUAUCCAGUGCGGGCUGCAGAGCCGGCACGUUGCGCUGGCCGUGGGCGGCCGCGACAUCCUGAAGGGCAAACUCUUUGAUUCUACAAUAGCUGAUGAGGGAACAUGGACUUUGGAGGAUAGGAAAAUGGUCCGCAUUGUUCUUACAAAGACAAAGAGAGAUGCAGCAAAUUGCUGGACUUCCCUUCUGGAAUCUGAAUAUGCAGCUGACCCUUGGGUACAAGACCAAAUGCAGAGAAAGCUAACGUUAGAGAGAUUCCAGAAAGAAUAUGUCAUGGGUCUCUUUCCCUUCUACGGCAUACAG